CGUCUGAUUCUAUUUAUUUGUUGUUAUCUGUCUUGUGACCGUCUUCUAUUUUAUGUUUCUUGUGAUUUGUUGAUAGCACUACACAGAUAACAAUUUGUUUAUUAUUAUUGUUUAAAAAAAUGUGUUCGGAAAGCACAAAAAUGGUCGCCAACGAAGAAACGUUUGAUGAAAAUAGUUUGGCAGAGUCCAAUCACAAGGAACAAUAUAAAGAAAUGAAAAGAAAAUUGAGACUUUUAGUCUAUGAAAAUGAAAUCUUUCAACAGACCCUAAAAACCACCCAACGAAAACUCUUAAAAGCGUCACGAGAUAAAAAUAUUCUAUUAGACAGGCUGAUACAGUAUGAAAGGAUAGACCUAAGCAGUAGUGAUGAUGAACUAACGGAAUCAUCGGACGAAGGCGAUUCUAUCAAACCGGAACCUAAGAAGCGAAAAGAAGCACCAGCCAACACAUCUUCAAGUGGAAUUAGUAAACAGUCUAUCAGUCCUCAAAGGACUACUCCAACUCCAGCCAAAAAACGAAAACCUUCUACUCCAAAAGUUUCAAAAUUGGCACCAAUGCCACUUCAAUCAAAUGAAUCUCAUUCUAACAGUGUAUUGUCAACAACUGAAAGUAACAAAACAAUGGCUGAACCAAAAUCAGGGAACAAUUUCAGUCAACACAGCUUAUCAACAGACAUGUUUAAUGAUACUUUUUCGGGAAAAAGUGAAUCGAACAGCAUGUAUGACAUGGAAACAUCACCUAACAACAUUGCUGAGGACAUGAUCAGUGUCGACAGUAUAGGAAAAUAAUUUACCAACAAUUUCAUUUUUUUGUGAACUUAUAUUUUAUUGUUAAAUAUUGUACAUUACAUCUGUAACAACAUGUAGGUUGUAUAAAAUAAAUGUAAAGCAUUUGAAAAA
Messenger RNA from Rhopalosiphum padi (bird cherry-oat aphid), 899 nucleotides. Its product is annotated as INO80 complex subunit E. The coding region runs from base 120 to 788 and encodes 222 amino acids. Gene Ontology annotation, biological process: chromatin remodeling. Lineage: Eukaryota; Metazoa; Arthropoda; Insecta; Hemiptera; Aphididae. Gene Ontology annotation, cellular component: nucleus; Ino80 complex. The transcript is spliced from 5 exons. The record is from RefSeq and is a predicted model, not a curated record.